GUCAGUAGUAGUAAAAAGUCAAAAGUCAAAAUCAUAGAACAAAAACUCUUAAUCCUUAAAAAAAAUUGUAACAUUGUUUAGUAGGAUAAAAGGAAUUAUAAUUUGAAUAAAAUUAAAAAUGGGUAGUGCAUAUUCUCUGUUUAUGGAACCUGAUGUAACUCCUAUAGGAGAUACAAAACCUUCAUUUCCUACUACAUAUGGAUUCGAAGAAGGAAGGAAACCUCGAGUUAUGAUCGCUACUGAACAAGAAAUGACAGCCGCGAUGAUUCCAGCAGAAAGAAGAGAUUAUUGUGCACAUCAUUAUUUAAAAUUAGAGCAAUGCCGAUAUGACAAUGUGCCAUGGAUGAUUAAAUGUAGCGCUGAAAAACAUGCUUGGGAUGUUUGCGCUUAUGAAGAUUACGUGUUAAGAAUGAAAGAAUAUGAACGUGAACGUCGAUUAUUAGUUCGACAAAAGAGAAAGCAACAAAAAGAAGCUGCUGCGGCAUAAGAAUAAAUUCAUUUAUCAACAUCCUUAUAUUUAAAUUAUUCUUCGUCGUUAAAAAUAAAAUAGCAAUUAAUAAAAUCAACAUUUUCUUGUUAGUGUAUAUAAUAUAAAAUUAUUGAAUAAAAUUUAAUCUAUACAAACCCAUA
Messenger RNA from Microplitis demolitor, 630 nucleotides. It is a transcript of the gene ND-B18, whose product is annotated as NADH dehydrogenase [ubiquinone] 1 beta subcomplex subunit 7. Gene Ontology annotation, cellular component: mitochondrion. The record is from RefSeq and is a predicted model, not a curated record. Lineage: Eukaryota; Metazoa; Arthropoda; Insecta; Hymenoptera; Braconidae. Bases 119 to 487 code for a protein of 122 amino acids. The transcript is spliced from 3 exons.